UCGUUAUUAUAUCUUUCCGUCCAUUACAUAAAAGCAACCUACAUUCAUUUACAUAAAUGUGGCGUUAUUGCUCAACUGCUCGUGCUGGUGGUUUUUGUUCACUUGGGCUAUGUUAGGUCAUUUACACUUUAUUCAAGCGGCCGUGGCCUCUAUGAACUGGUUAGCUCACCGCAGACUACAGGAUGUAUAUAAGCAGGUGAAGAUUUCACAAUGGAGCAGCAACGCAAAUCGAUGUCCUCGUCCGAUCUAUCCGUGGCCAUUGACCAGAACGAGCCCCUUACUAUCAUACAACAGUUCUGUCAAUUUGUUUUCCCUACCUUGCUUGGCACACCUUCGCUAGAAACUCUUGUCGAGAUCGCAGAGCAAGACGAAAAGAAGUGGUCUAAACUCAUAGACCGUUUGACCACUCGCACAUCAAACAUCACCAUUGUUGGCUCCCUCGCAUCUUCGGCCACUAUUGGAUUUCUGACUACCACCCCGCCAACUGGUAUCGUAACGUGGAACCACCAAUUCCCAUACUUUUGCAUCGCAACUUCGAGUGGGAGUGCUUUGCUAGCCGUUAUGAGUGGCCUUUGCCUAAUUUUAUACUUGUCCGUCGUACGUCCCGAAUCUGUCAGAGAGUUGCAGAAAAGCAUGUUCAAACGUGUAUCCGUUGCUAUGUUGUUGAUGAUGCCAGUUAUCUUCCUAUUCUUUGCGGCGUUCUGUAUUGUCGUUGCAUGGAUCGCGGCUAUCUGGUUCGGGAACCAAACUUGGCUGAAGGCUGUAGGGACCAUUCUGACUGUUAGCAGUGCAGUGGUCGUUGUGUUUCUGUUUCUGGUUAUUGGUGCGGUCUAUUAGUCCUGCUACUAUCUCUUAACAUGUACCUUGUAUUUUCUUUGGAACAUGUGGACACUUGGCAUUGGAGUCACGUAGAUGCAAAGGAACUUGUUCUGGUUCAAGGUUACUAAUGAUGCCAUUUAUGUAAAUACACUGCUGGUGGAUUUCUCAGAGCCUUCUGGUACUUACUGUGCUUCUGUCAUUUUAUGUAACCUCAGGUGCUGUUCACCCUGCAAAUGCAAAGUCCAG
This is a messenger RNA of Pisolithus orientalis, 1065 nucleotides long. RefSeq lists its product as uncharacterized. The transcript has 5 exons. The record is from RefSeq and is a predicted model, not a curated record. Lineage: Eukaryota; Fungi; Basidiomycota; Agaricomycetes; Boletales; Pisolithaceae. The coding region runs from base 211 to 837 and encodes 208 amino acids.